UUGCUGAAUUGGCGUAACGAUGUAAACCGGUUUGACUAUAAGCGAUUUCGUGAAGAUAUCGAGAUAAACAUAAAAGCAUUGAGCAACCCAAGGCAUGCAUGCACCGGCCGGCGAAGGAACCAAAUUUAAUGUCCUUCAUUAACUCCCACCAUAAAGACUCUCUAUUUAAAAACCCCAUCGAGGUGUUCUAUUUCCCUCUUGUAUUUUUCCAACCAUGAACAGAACGGUGGCGCUGCGGCGGCGGAUGAUGGAGGCUGCGGCGGUGCUGGUCAUCAUGAUGCUGCUGGUGACUCCCACAUCUCCGACGUGCCACCCCUCGCCGCCGUCUCACCGGCCGAGCCCCAGUCCCCAUCGCGGCGGCAGCGGGUGUAAGCAGUGCGUAGUGGAGCAGCUUCAGUACGGGUGCCCGAAAUGCACUCCGAUCCUCCGCUGCAUGGCGCGGUGCUUGUGGGGCGGCGCCGCCAAGUCAAGGUGCGUCGAGAAGUGCGACUGCGGCGGCGGGAAGCCAACCCUUGCGGAUUGCAGAGGUUGCAUGUCUAGGUGCAAAUGCAGCUGUUUGUGAUUUGUUGAUCAUCAUUAAUUAGCUAGCGUGUGGCUUGGUUUAUGAUUAGUGUUGUUGAUUAUCGUCACUAAUUAGUAGAUUAAUGCGUUUUUAUAUGAUAAUG
Linum trigynum is the source of this 665-nucleotide messenger RNA. The record is from the annotation of a GenBank genome assembly. NCBI's taxonomy places the organism in Eukaryota, Viridiplantae, Streptophyta, Magnoliopsida, Malpighiales, Linaceae.